This is a messenger RNA of Gavialis gangeticus (Gharial), 635 nucleotides long. RefSeq names its product eukaryotic translation initiation factor 4E binding protein 3 (gene EIF4EBP3). Gene Ontology annotation, molecular function: eukaryotic initiation factor 4E binding. The annotation marks the transcript as partial. The transcript is spliced from 3 exons. Gene Ontology annotation, biological process: negative regulation of translational initiation. The record is from RefSeq and is a predicted model, not a curated record. Gene Ontology annotation, cellular component: cytoplasm. Lineage: Eukaryota; Metazoa; Chordata; Crocodylia; Gavialidae.
GCGGCUGCUGCUGCUGCUGCUGCGGGCGCCGCCGACUCCGGCUCCUGCCCCAUCCCCGGCGGCCGCUGCCAGCCUUCUGCGGACGGCUACAGCUGCACCCCCGGCGGGACGCUCUAUUCCACCACCCCAGGGGGUACCAGGAUCAUCUAUGACCGCAAGUUCCUGCUGGAGUGUAAAAACUCCCCCAUUGCUAAGACUCCGCCCUGCUGCCUCCCACAGAUCCCUGGUGUCACCACUCCAACCCAUACAGCACUCUCCAAGCUUGAGGACCUGAAAGAGCAAAAUGAGCUGGAGGAAGAGAGUCCAGAGGAAGAGCAGUUUAAGAUGGACAUCUGAGCUCCCUGCUAGCAUGCUCUACUGGCCAAUGUGAGGGAACUCUCAGCCCCUUGCCCUGUCUCAGCCCUGGGGCAGUAGAAGAGAGUGAGGCUUUGGUGGUGGUGCCAGCUGCGUGCCUGGCCUGAGUUUUUUUAAUACUGCCUUUCUGCAAUCAAUUUUUGUCCUGGAUCUCUUUAUGGAACUGGAGGCCUGGGCUCUGCUGCCCAGGGGGGCUGGCUUUGGCUCCUGCCCUGCUGACUGUUAAGCAUGAGUUCCCCUGGACUCACUAUGAGGCUCUUCAAUAAAGAACCUGAAAAGCC